AUGGCGAGACCAGCUCCGCGAGUACGACAUGAUUUCCGCAGCUACGCCACGACCUUGGAAUCCAACCGCCAGGGCUUGAUCCUGAAGGUCAGCGAGGGUGCAAAAUCGAGCCCGAAGCGAUUGUCACAAUUUUGGCUCCGUGACCAGACCCUCUGGAACGCUUCCAUAGCAUCCAACCCCCCAGAAGUGUCAUUUGACAGUGUCAUGGCAAAGGGCGACAUCUCUGGGAUGGCGGAUUUAACUGAAAAGAUUCGUGGCUAUGGUAUGUGUUUUGUCACCAACACACCCAAAACACCCGAGGCUACGAAUGAACUUCUAGAGGCCAUUGGCCCCAUUCGCAACACCCACUAUGGAGGCUUCUACGACUUCGUCCCAGAUUUGGCCAAGGCUGAUACGGCUUACACCAACUUGGCUCUUGCUGCGCAUACUGACACGACGUACUUUACUGAACCGGCCGGCCUACAAACUUUCCACAUGCUGUCCCACACACCGCCGCCCAAUAAGGCAAAUGACGACGGCAGUCUGGGCGGUCAGUCUCUUCUUGUGGACGGAUUUUAUGCUGCCUAUAGGUUGAAGAAAGAAUUCCCCGAGGCAUAUGAGACUCUCCGAGAGGUCAGACUCCCCUGGCAUGCAAGCGGAAACGACGGCGUAGCCAUUGUGCCCGACAGAGCUUACCCAGUGAUUGAAGCGUCCCCUUAUAAAUUCCAUCGAGUGCGCUGGAACAAUGACGACAGAGGAGUCGUUCCCUUAAAUGUGGAUGUGGACAAGUGGUACAGUGCAGCUCGGAGAUGGGAUAGCAUUCUGAGGCGAAAACGGAACGAAUACUGGUUCCAGCUCGAACCGGGUCGAGUUCUGAUCUUUGAUAACUGGCGGGUUCUCCACGGCCGGAGCGCUUUCGAGGGACUGCGCCGGAUAUGUGGCGGGUAUAUCAACCGCGACGACUUUAUCUCUAGGUGGAAAACCUCCAACUUCCCCAGAAGUGAAGUUAUUGCGGCAAAUAUGCAGCUGAAAUAG
Messenger RNA from Metarhizium acridum CQMa 102, 1014 nucleotides. The record is from RefSeq and is a predicted model, not a curated record. Lineage: Eukaryota; Fungi; Ascomycota; Sordariomycetes; Hypocreales; Clavicipitaceae.